Molecule: messenger RNA, 1042 nt
Organism: Serpula lacrymans var. lacrymans S7.9
Lineage: Eukaryota; Fungi; Basidiomycota; Agaricomycetes; Boletales; Serpulaceae
Exons: 6
Coding region: 26-838 (270 amino acids)
Cellular component (GO): dehydrodolichyl diphosphate synthase complex; lipid droplet; endoplasmic reticulum
Molecular function (GO): ditrans,polycis-polyprenyl diphosphate synthase [(2E,6E)-farnesyl diphosphate specific] activity
Source: RefSeq, a predicted model, not a curated record
GAUCACAUACUAGAUCGAGUCCACCAUGUUCGCGUUCCUGCAGACGUGGCUUUCGUGGUUAUGGCUCCAGCUGCAGAAUGUUAUCCUUGCCGUCCUCGCUGCAGGUCCCAUUCCACGCCAUAUCGCAUUCGUGAUGGAUGGAAACAGACGCUAUGCUAGGCAGAAGGGUUACAAGGUUCAGGUUGGACACGCUGAGGGCUUUACUACUCUACAAAAAAUUCUCGGAAUAUGUUUAAAGCUCAAUGUUCGCUGCGUAAGCGUAUAUGCAUUUGCCAUAAACAACUUUAAGCGUCCCAAGGAAGAAGUAGACGCGCUAAUGGCUUUGGCGGAGGAAAAACUUGUAAAAAUAUGUGAACAUGGAGAGCUGUUGGAUGAAUACGGCGUACGGCUUAACGUACUGGGUGAUACAGCCCUUUUGCCUGCUCAUGUACAGGACAUCGUAACGAAGGCGGAGAAUAUGACGCGACAAAACGACAAAGCAAUUCUAAAUAUCCACAUGCCAUAUGCCUCGCGGCACGAGAUAACAAUGGCAGUACAGGCAGCUGUUAACAAAUCGCUGGACGCUGGUGAAGGUGAUGACCCCCAAAUCACCGAACAGGACAUUGAGGAUCAGUUAAUGACAUCUCGCGUGGGUAGUCCUCCUUUGGACAUCCUAGUUAGAACGAGUGGUGUCAAGAGACUGAGUGACUACCUACUGUGGCAGUGCUGCGAAAAUACACAAAUACACUUCGUAGACACAUAUUGGCCUGACUUUGGUUUGUGGGAUUUCAUUCCUAUUUUACUUGAAUUCCAGCAAAAAAUAUGGGCUCAAGAACGGACAACGAAAAAAAAGCUAUAGUUCUUUAUAAUUCUCUCUGUACACUCUUUAACCUUAUCACCCCACCUCAAUUGCAUUGGGACACGCUCCGGCACAGCUGCUCAUUUCAAGAACUAUAGUGAUAAUUAACAAUAGCAUAUAUACGUAGUUUUAGACAUUCUAUAGAGGUACAUAAACUGAAAAACACUGUUCACAGGCACGCAAAAAAAAAACAUUUUCUACUCU